AUUAUAUCCAGUCUUGUUGUAUUAUAAUACAUUUUAUUUAUAAUUAUAUGGUGUCGGUUAGUUGGUCUCAUACUUUUGUGAACCCUUAAGGUUACAUAGCAUUAUUUUGUGUUAUGUAUUGUAAUUAUUUUUGGUACCAUCAUGCAAUAUUUAUACCAAGAAAACUUGUAAUGUUGUAUUCUGUCUGUUGUAGUGUAGACUGUAGUGGAAUUUCUUAUUUUCUCCUGUAGUUGUAGUUGUAUGGAAUGAACGACUCUUACAUUUGUUGUGCAUUUUACAUUUACCCUUUCAGAAUCAAUUAACUAGACCAAGUUUAAUUCUCAAGCCUAUUCUGAGGCGGAAGUAAAAUGUUAUAAGAAAGAAUUGAGAAGGAAACUAAGAUCAUGGCUAGUCCAAGAACUUGUCAGAUCUUCCAAGACUUAAAGACAAAGAAUGAAAACAAUAACUGCUUUGAAUGUGGGACUUGUAACCCUCAAUGGGCCAGUGUAACUUAUGGAAUACUGAUCUGUUUAGAGUGUUCUGGCAAACAUCGAGGAUUGGGUGUUCAUCUGAGUUUUGUUAGGUCAGUAUUUAUGGACAAGUGGAAAGAUGUGGAACUAGAGAAGAUGAAGGUUGGAGGAAACAAGAAGGCACAAGAUUUUCUGGAAAAACAACCAGACUGGAAUUCCAGUAUGCCGUUUAGGGAAAAAUACAAUACUAAAGCAGCAGCACUUUACCGAGAUAAGAUUGUAACUGAAUCUCAAGGAAAGACCUGGUCUGUUGAAACAUCACCAGCAAUGAAUUAUCAUCCAGGGAGCUCAUCAGGAGGUACUGCAGAUUUCAACAUUGAACAACAAGGAUCUAGAAGUAACUCUUGCAGUCAGAUUUGUGACUGGGAAGAAGGUUGUUCUAGUUACCAGAGAUCCGGCUAUACUGAUCCCAGCAAUUCUAGCAAGAAAAAUUCAUUCAUUGUAAAAUAUCAAGAAACCAAUUUAUCAAGACCUGAGAAUAUUCCACUCCAUCAAGGAGGAAAAUAUAUUGGUUUUGGAAAUACGCCUGUUCAGCCACCGCGGAGUCAAUCUCAAGGGCUUCUCAAUGAAGUGUGGGCCUCGCUGUCUUCUGGCUGGACAAGUCUUUUUGUAGGAUCAACAAAUUUUGCUUCCAAAGCUUCGGAAGAGACUGUGAAAUUUCGUAGUCUGGCUUCUCAAAGAAUAUCAGAACUCACAGAUAUCGUGACUGAAAAGGUAGCAGAUGUGAGCAAGAAAAGGUGGAAAGAUCUCUCUGUGAAGUUUAACCAAAAAAGCACUACAUUAGAUACAGUAUUGGGAUCUCCAAGUGAAGCAUCAUCCCUACUUGUAGUUCACUCUCAGCCACUUACAAAGAUAGAAAGAAACCAAGAUCCAGAUAAGAGUAAUACCCCGUUACUGCAAGACCAACUUCAGAGCCCAGACAGAGACUCGGCCGAAGACUGGGGAUGCAAGAGCAGUCCAGAUAACAGUUCACUUACCAAGGGUGGCAAGUCUGCUGUUAAUAAUGUGUGGGGAACCCCUUCCAGGAAUUUCAAGAAGAAACCAAGUUCUUCUUCUCCACAAAAACCGAAGACACGGGAUGGAAGAUCACCGUUGCUUUCUCGUGCUAAGAAGGGCAAGGAAGGAGAACAGCUGCUAAUAGACUUUGGAGAUGAUAGUGGAGGAGGAAGGAAUGACUCGGAAGAGGCUACUUGGGAUAACUUUGAUGUUAAGAAAGGCUACCAGAAGGUGGCAAGCACAAAAUAGUAUUAGAUAUGUUUCCUAGAGCUUUUUAGAUGGUUAACAUAAAUAGAAAUUGGUGAAAUAAGUCGAAACUUUAAGCUUGUUAUUUUGUUUACCAGAAGAUAUGUGACGAUGGACAGAUCUAUAUAUUGGUUUGUUUAGCUCAACACUUGAGAGCAAAAUGUUCAUAUUAACUACCACUCUCUUAAUGAUACCAUGAUUUACUGUUUAAAAAAAAUGGUUUAUGUAUAUUCAUGUUGGUUUAUUCAUUACAUGACUAACUUCUCCAGCUCUGGGAAAAAAAUAAUCUAUUCAUCAAACCUACAUUGAUUCACAGAUAGUAGAAGUUAUACUGUACGGAACAUCAAAUUGGUUGAUGUGUUUUAACCUUAAGAAAAAAAAAGGUCAUAAAAGCUUAUUGUUCUAUUAACAUUUUAAGGAAUAAUCAAAACCAAGUUUGACGAGCCACUCAUUGGUUUAUUUCUCGUAGAAAUUCAAGAAUAUUUUAAGUUUUUAUCUGGAAUGUAACGUACUUCAAAGUGGACCUCAUUCUCCUGAAGUUAGAUUCACUACGAUGAAAAGUAAUUCACUUGAAUAAUUACUGUAGUUCAUAAACAAGUAGUCUCGUUGUACUGUAAGUUAUUACUAAGUUGUUCUAAACGUUAAACACCUCGAGACCUUCUAAUUGAGGUUGAUGUGUUUAUUAACCAUACUAUAUAUAUAGCAGGGAAGGGUUUUCCGGAUAUCCAAAAUAUUUGGUGUAUUACAGGAACUUAAUACAAUACAUGAAAACGUUUUGUUUUGUUUGUAAAUGUGGUCCAGUGAUUUCAACAUAUUUGUUAUGCUAUAAGAAACUUAAGAUCUAGGCAUUGUCAGCUUGAAAUUUUUGUAAAACAAUUGAAUGUUGAAGUACACUGGAAAAUUGUUUUGGAAUUUUUGUUAGCAGUUAAAAAAAAAAAGGUUUUGAUCUAUCUGGAGCUAAUUCUCAUUCCUACUUGAGGACUCAUAAUUACAAUGCCUUUUUUUUUAGUAUAAUAGCUAUUAAAAGUAGUCUGCUAAAGAGAACAGUUCAGCUGAAAAGUUCACGUGUUCUAAUCUUGGAUACUGUAAUACAGGACACACUGGUGCUUUCUAUCAUUGCUUGUUGUUUUUUUUGAAACCCAUUAGCCCUUUUAACUUCUUUUAUUGGGUAUAACAAGAGCUUAGUUAAACAUUUCUCGAAGUAUCCGACACGUUUUGAACUUGAUGUACAUAAUACUUGUAUGUUAAUUUACCUUCAGUCUUCUCCAUAUUCUCUUGGAGUCAACACUGUUAGGACUUAUUGGUACAAGCACUCUCUUUCAUUUUCAUCGCUUCCAUAGCUUGAGAGUAUAAUAAUAAUGUUUUGUUUGCAAAGUUAAGAUAAUGAUCACAUAAAACUUUAUUGUAAUGUUUGGGACUGUGAUAUAUUGGAUGUGAUAUUUAUUUUAGCUUCUCUGCACAGCCUAUUGGAUAUGUUUCCGUAAAAUUUAAAUAUUAAUAAUAUACAUAAGUCUAUAAAUAAAUGAUUGUAAUAAAAGGCUGUUUUAAAAUAGUUGUGUAAAGCUGAAGAAAUAAAUGGUUAUCUUUAUGUACAGUUUAAAAUUUAUAUGAACUACGGAAGGUGUACAGAAUUUUUUUUUUAACUGUGUAUAUCUUUUAUACAUUCCUCCUGGAGAUUAAAACUAAACAUUUGUCGAUCUAACCCUGCAUAAAGAACCUAUCUAGCAGGACUUUACCAAUUUGUUAGUGUUGAGUGGUGCCAGUUGCUGUUUAUUAAACUUUGAUGGGUUUUUUUCCCCUUUAACCAGCAAAAUAUAUGGGUUAAUAGGACAGUUACUGAACCAAAAAAAUUGAUGUUUCAAUUUGAUUCCAUUUAUUUAUUGUUUCUGUAACCAGUAAAGUAUCUAUAAAAUAGCAGUGUAUGAGACUUUUGUUUUAUAUUUUUUUUGUAAUAAGACUAAGUCCAAAUAAGAAUUGUUUUCAAAACCAAGUUGUUUCACUGUUAAACAUAAAUCCUGUAUUUAUCAGUGUUUAGAGCUGCAGUUAGAAAUAAAUAUUGGUUCCUUGGAUAUAAUGUGAAUGUCUUGUUUUUCAAGGUUUAUAAUUCUCGCUACGUUAUUGUCCGAGUAAUUUAGAAGUUUGUAACAGGUAAGCAUUUUCUUUGUAAUAUCUAACAAAGAAAAUAAAGCCAUCAGAAUGUUA
Messenger RNA from Limulus polyphemus (Atlantic horseshoe crab), 3953 nucleotides. Its product is annotated as ADP-ribosylation factor GTPase-activating protein 1-like. The transcript is spliced from 12 exons. Lineage: Eukaryota; Metazoa; Arthropoda; Merostomata; Xiphosura; Limulidae. Gene Ontology annotation, biological process: regulation of ARF protein signal transduction; regulation of endocytosis. Gene Ontology annotation, molecular function: GTPase activator activity. Bases 384 to 1754 code for a protein of 456 amino acids. The record is from RefSeq and is a predicted model, not a curated record. Gene Ontology annotation, cellular component: Golgi membrane.